Molecule: messenger RNA, 1467 nt
Organism: Hemicordylus capensis (graceful crag lizard)
Lineage: Eukaryota; Metazoa; Chordata; Lepidosauria; Squamata; Cordylidae
Product: proteinase-activated receptor 1-like
Exons: 2
Coding region: 298-1467 (389 amino acids)
Biological process (GO): phospholipase C-activating G protein-coupled receptor signaling pathway; positive regulation of Rho protein signal transduction; thrombin-activated receptor signaling pathway
Cellular component (GO): membrane
Molecular function (GO): thrombin-activated receptor activity
Source: RefSeq, a predicted model, not a curated record
AGAACUGUCUGAGAGUAUUAAUAUGUUGCUUUUGGAAGCAGCUAGAAAGGAGAAAUUUAUAGAUCCACCUCUGCCUCAUUCUAAAGCUACACAUUCUCUUAGUAGGUUAGGUGGUUCUUUGGUAAUGUAUCUUCUCUUGCCGAGGCCCAAAUCCAAACUGGAUGAGGAGAUGGAGAGUGCAAGCCGAUCUCAGUGAAUUUCUGUUCAGUGGGGCACAAGGGAUUUCUUUGGAGGCAAACCCCUGCAGCCUGCAUCCAGACCUGGAACCAGAACUCGAGGUGCUUCUUUGCAGGAGAAAUGGAUCCCUCUCUGAAGAUAUUGCUUUCUCUGCUCAGUGUACCUCACACUUUAUUCAGCACAGCAAGAGCAGACAAGCAAAAUUCAUCGUUGGAGGUUCGGUAUUUAUCAUUUUUUUAUAUAAACGAAAUGAUUGAAAUUGAAUCAGGCAAUUCCAGUUCAAACAUAACACAACUUAACCACUCUGAAGACAUUGAAAGAUACUUGACUAGUUUAUGGCUGACCUGUUUCGUUCCUUUCGUUCACACCUUUGUGGUUGUACUGAGUCUCCCUCUAAACAUUAUAGCAAUUCUCAUCUUCGUGACCAAAAUACAGCUUAAGAAGCCAGCUGUGGUGUACAUGCUCAACUUGGCUUCUGCUGACGUACUCUUUGUGAGCGUAUUGCCUUUUCAGAUUGUCUACCGUUUUUCUGGACACAACUGGAUAUUUGGACCAGAAAUGUGCCGUUUUGUCACAGUUGCUUUCUACAGCAACAUGUACUGCUCCAUACUGCUGAUGAUGGUGAUAAGCGUUGAUCGUUUCCUGGCAGUGGUGUACCCGAUGCAGUCUUUGUCCUGGCGCACUGUAAGGCGAGCCUAUAUGGUUUGCUUGGCCAUAUGGAUUGCAGCCAUAGCUGGUGCGAUACCUCUGCUAAUGACUGAGCAAACAAAGAGAUUAUAUCGGUUAAACGUUACUACCUGCCAUGAUGUGUUAGAUCUCUCUGUUAUUGAGCAGUUUCGCUAUUACUGGUGUACAUUAUCUGUUUUCUUCUUUUUUAUCCCAUUCAUAAUAUCUACCACCUGUUAUGUGGGCAUUAUAAGGAAACUUUCUUCAUCCAAUGUUGCUGCAAAGGCAGGUAAGAGGAGACGUGCCGUAUUUUUAUCUGCAGCGGUCUUGUGUUCUUUUAUUCUUUGUUUUGGGCCAACCAAUGUCACAAUAAUGGUGCAUAACCUUUCAGAUUGGGAACAAUGGCAGAAUCUCUAUUUUGCCUACUUGCUGACAGUCUGCACAGGUGCGAUAAACUGUUGUAUUGAUCCCUUGAUCUAUUUUUAUGCCUCCUUGCAGUGUCAAAGGCAUGUCUACAAUCUCUUGGGCUGUAAAAAGCAUUCUGAUGUUGAAAAAGACAGCCAGACAACAAGCAGUAAUAUGGCAACUUUUUCCAGUGGUUUGAAUUCUUUGUCUCAAGCAUAA